Molecule: messenger RNA, 1990 nt
Organism: Camellia sinensis
Lineage: Eukaryota; Viridiplantae; Streptophyta; Magnoliopsida; Ericales; Theaceae
Source: RefSeq, a predicted model, not a curated record
UGUAGAAAGAGACCUCGAAUCUCAUUUAGAUUAAACCAUCUCUCUCUCUUUUUUCUUUUUUUGGGUUGAAUUGAAAGGGAAAGCAGAUGAAAACCAAGAAGAUAUUUAACAAAAGUUCUCCUAAUGAAGCUUCUGAUUAAAUAUUACGUUCCUUUUAAUGAGUGCUUCCUUGCCUCACACACACACAUACAGAGAGAGAGAGAGACACACACACACACACACACACAAACACACAAUAUAUUGAGAGAAAGAUAGAGGAAAGGGAGAGAUGGAGAAGAUGAAAAGUUUGAGACAUCUGUUUGUGACAGUGUUCCUCUCACACUUUGCAGGAAUACUGGUAAUGCCGGCCAUCACUGAUGUCACCAUGUCGGCACUUUGCCCCGGUCAAGAUGAAUGCUCUCUUGCCAUUUUCCUCUCAGGUUUCCAACAGGCGCUCAUAGGAGUAGGAACACUGGUGAUGAUGCCACUGAUUGGGAAUCUGUCGGAUAUCUAUGGAAGGAAAGCUUUGCUCACACUCCCCAUGACUCUUUCCAUUAUUCCACUAGUGAUAUUGGCAUACAGAAGGACAACAGACUUCUUCUACGCAUACUACGUGUUGAAGACUCUCACUGCUAUGGUUUGUGAAGGCAGCAUUCAGUGCCUUGCUCUUGCCUUUGUGGCAGACAACAUUUCUUCUGGGCCGCCUCGGACAUCAGCGUUUGGUAUUUUAUCGGGUGUGGGCUACGUUGCCUUCGUCUGUGGCACCUUAACCUCUCGCUUCCUCUCCACUGAUCAUACAUUUCAGAUUGCUGCAGUUGUAUCAAUGAUAGCAGCAGUGUACAUGAGAAUUUUCCUCCAGGAUACACCACGGAACAGUGAUGAUUUGGAGCAGCCAAUCUUGAAUACUGAAGAGAACUCUGCUCAAAUUGAGGGUGAAUCAUCUAGUGAGGUGCAGGUCUUCAAGAAGAUUCCAUCUUUAAAAGAUAUCAUAUGCUUGCUUAAGAGUAGUGUGACAUUUUCACAAGCAGCAUUUGUUGCAUUCUUCCAUAGUCUUGCUGAGGGUGGACUUCAAGCUUCUGCAAUGUAUUUCUUCAAGGCUCGGUUUCAAUUCAACAAAGACCAGUUUGCGGAACUAAUGCUAAUUGGUGGCAUUGCAGGAACCAUAUCACAGCUGCUUUUCAUGCCUAUGCUGUCGCCUUUUCUAGGAGAGGAGAAGUUGCUUUCCAUAGGCCUCUUCGUCGGAGCUUUUAGUAUGCUAUUGAAUAGCAUAGCAUGGUCAGUUUGGGUUCCUUACGUGCUUGGCGUGCUCUCUAUUUUUUCUGUAUUCACAACCCCUUGUUUACGAGGCAUUGUAUCAAAGCAAGUUGGUCCUAAUGAACAGGGAAUGGCUCACGGAUGCAUUUCAAGCAUAAGUUCUUUUGCCAACAUAAUAUCACCCUUAAUAUUUAGUCCUCUAACAGCUUUGUUCCUCUCCAAGGGAGCACCAUUUCCUUUCCCUGGUUUCAGUAUUAUGUGCAUUGGACUUGUAAUGAUGAUAGCCCUUAUUGUGAGUGUAAUGAUAAAGGCAGUUCCCCCCAUUUUAAGUAACAAAAUCAGUGACAGUGCCUGCACGGAGGCCCAGUAGCAAGGAUAAAUGGUCUGUCGAACGGAAGAACAUCUCUAUAACUUAACCGUUAUACUAGUUUCAGAACAAUCUAACCCUGAAUCACAUAUUUUGGCAUCCCACUCAUAUACCUACACGAAACCAAAGAACAAGAGUCAAGGACAGUCAUUUUGCACGAUUGUAUAUUACACAGUUCCAUUCAGGACAUCUUACGAUUCACUUCUUCUUUCAAGUGAAGCUCGAUGACAGUUCAAUAUUGAUAGAUUCAAUUCAACCUAGCAGUUGAAGGUUCAAUCAUUAAUCCAAGAAAACUAAACAUCCAUCUGCAACUAUAAUCAUGCAAUCGUGUAUAUGUUAUAUGAAGCACUACAAAUUUAGCAUUUUAUUAUAUAAAUCUCAUUAUCAUCA